Messenger RNA from Cephus cinctus (wheat stem sawfly), 3053 nucleotides. RefSeq names its product WD repeat-containing protein 3. The transcript has 14 exons. Bases 198 to 2978 code for a protein of 926 amino acids. The record is from RefSeq and is a predicted model, not a curated record. Gene Ontology annotation, molecular function: snoRNA binding; protein binding. Gene Ontology annotation, biological process: maturation of SSU-rRNA. Gene Ontology annotation, cellular component: Pwp2p-containing subcomplex of 90S preribosome; small-subunit processome. NCBI's taxonomy places the organism in Eukaryota, Metazoa, Arthropoda, Insecta, Hymenoptera, Cephidae.
AUGUUGAGAUUGAAUGAAUCGAGAAAUACUCUAUUUAAUAUUUAAUGUGAUACAAGUAAUAAAGUGGCCAUUUUUGAAGGAAGUUUAUACUAAACUAUUGCUAAUAAAAAAAAAUAGAUUACAGAAAAAGUUUGAGGCCUAGCUACAGAAUCAAGAUUUUUGUGAUAUACACAUGCAAUUCUUGAGUAGUGUACAAAAUGGGAUUGACAAAGCAAUAUCUGCGUUAUGUUCCUGCCGGUAAUUUAAAUAUAAUAGCUAGUCCUAAGUGCAAUGUGGUUUUCGUAACAUUAGAAGGACAAGAAGGUAGAUUUGUGGCUGCUGGAGCCUGUGAACAUGUGUUAAUAUGGGACUUGCGACUGGGAGAAAAGGCUCAGGUACUGAUAGGAGAAAAUACAGAUGCAACAUGCAUAGCUGCGUCACCUAAUAAACGUCAUGUUGCUGUUGGUUAUGCUGAUGGUUCAGUAAGAACGUUUGAUCUGAGAUCAGGAGAGAAUAUUAGUACAUUUAUGGGUCAUAGGUCUGAAAUUACAUCUCUGGCUUAUGAUAAAUUUGGUCACCGUCUUGCUUCUGGAUCAAAGGAUACUGAUAUUAUUGUGUGGGAUGUUGUGGCAGAAACUGGUGUAUGUCGAUUGUCUGGUCAUAAAGGCAUUAUAACUAAAGCUGUUUUUAUGAAAGAACAUAAUAUUCUUAUAAGCUCCAGUAAAGAUACAUAUGUCAAGUUUUGGGAUCUUGAUACUCAACAUAAUUUCAGAACACUUGUUGGGCACAGAUCAGAGGUUUGGGGUCUAACGUUAGUAAAAGACGACCGGUAUUUGGUGACUGGUUGCAACGACAAUGAACUACGUGUAUGGAAAGUAUACUUUAUUGAUACCAAGAAAGGUGACUUGAGUGCUGCUGUUAAUGAUUUGACAAUUAACAACGAAGAUGAAGUUCACGACAACAAUUAUCCCCUACGCUGUGAGAAAUUUGGUAGCAUUCUAAGAUCUGGUCGCGGACGAGUUGUUUCCUUAGGAGCAGAUGCUACUGGUCAAAUCGUGGCUUCUCAUGGCGUGGAUAAUACAGUGGAAUUAUUUCGCCUCUUACCGCAAAAGGAGGUUGAAAUGCGAUUAGCAAAACGGUUGAAAAAAGAAAGAAAGAAGGCUACAAAGGAAGGUAACUCCACAGAGGACGUCAUACCUGACCUAUCAUCAUCAUCAUCAUCUUUGAAAGAUGAAGUGAAGAGACUUCCGCCUAUCAAAGUAGAAAACAAAGCUAAAGGAUUGGACCUAAUAAUAGGAAAAGGAGAAGAACUUCGAGUUUGUGUGGCAAUUAAUAAUAACAGUAUCGAAUUACACUCAAUAAUGACAGCAGAUAAUGAUCCAGAAGUGAGGUGUUUACGUACAAUUACUUCACAUGGUCAUCGCAAAGAUGUCAGAGCAGUUUGCUUCAGCUCUGACAAUCUAGCUUUUGCAACUGCCAGUGGAGAUUCCGUUAAAUUAUGGAAUCGACCAUCAUUAGCUUGUUUGCGAACUGUGCCAUGUGGUUACGCCCUAACAGCAACAUUCGUCCCGGGUGACCGACAUUUAAUAGUUGGAUUAAAAGAUGGAAAAAUGCUGAUCAUUGACAUAGCUUCCGGUGACAUACUAGAGGAAGUGCCUGCCCAUUCUAAAGAAUUGUGGAGUGUCACGCUCUUUCCGGAUAUGAGAGGAGUAGCUAGUGGUGGAGGAGACCAAACAGUAAAAUUUUGGAAUUUUGAACUCGUGGAUGAUCCUGAUAGUCAAUCAAAAGCCAAGGUCCUGUCUGUAUUACACUCAAGAACUCUAAAACUGGAAGAGAGUGUACUCUGUGUCAGAAUUAGUCCUAACAGUCGCUUUGUUGCUGUUUCGUUACUCGAUUCCACUGUCAAAGUAUUCUUCUUGGAUACGUUCAAGUUCUUCAUCUCACUCUACGGUCACAAACUUCCGGUUCUUUGUAUGGAUAUAUCCAGCGAUUCUACUCUAAUAGCAACUGGGUCAGCUGAUCGCAAUAUUAAAAUUUGGGGCAUGGAUUAUGGAGACUGUCACAAGUCUAUUUUUGCUCACGAUGACUCUGUCACUGGUCUUGCGUUCGUUUCGAAGACUCAUUAUUUAUUUACAUGUGGUAAAGAUGGAAAAGUCAAACAGUGGGAUGCUGACAAUUUCCAAAAAAUCAUAACGCUGCAAGGCCACUCGGGUGAAGCUUGGAACUGUGCAGUAUCUCCUAAUGGAAUAUACGUCGCGUCAUGUGGAUCUGACAAAGUAGUUAGAUUGUAUGAAAGAUCAUCAGAACCUUUAGUUUUGGAAGAUGAAGCAGAAGAGGAACGCGAGAAACAAGAGAAGGAAUUAGUAACUGGAGAAACAACAGUGGUUCAAGGACAGAAGCAGCAGCUUCUUCCAUCGAGGAAAACUGUGAACAGUGAAAAAGCGGCGGAACUGAUAUUAGAGUGUUUAGAGGUGUCGAAAGCAUAUGAAGAAGAAUUGGCAGGUGUUGUACCUCCAAAGCAUCCACCACCACCGCCAGCAUUGAUGCAAGCUCUAAAUUGCACAAAUACCCAAGAAUAUUUUUUGGAAACUAUGAAACGUGUUAAAGCAAGUGAUCUAGAAGAAGCUUUACUUUUGCUACCGUAUUCCGCAGCCUGUGAAAUCUUACGCAUGCUUCCAAAGCUAUUGGAAAGUGAAUAUCAGAGUGAAUUAUUAGCCAGACUAUCUUUGUGCUUGAUACAGGCACAUCAUGGACCUAUAGUUGCUAGCCAGGAACUACUUUCUACUUUAGAAACUGUCAAGGCUCUUGCUAUGCAACGAAUAGCAACGUUGAGAGACACUGUAGGUUACAAUUUGCAUGGUAUGGCAUAUGUACAACGUAUAAUAGAAGAUCGUGAUGGAAUUCAAUUGUUCAAAGAUGCAUCCAGAAACAGAAGGCAGAAAAAUAAGAACAGGCGUAACAAAGAAAAGGCUCUCAAGAGAGCAAUAAUGACUUUAUAAUAUUUUAGUAUCUGUUUUAUAAUACAUAACCUAUGAAUAUAAGUGUACCAAAAUAUAAGGCAUAUGCGAAUCCUA